AGAGAGAGGAAGCGACUUCAGAGCUAUGGGGGCCGCUCGCGCCAUGACAAUAAUUUUGUAUUUAUUUUUUGUGUAUUUAUUUGCAAUAACCGAACAAAAUGUCAGACAACGGAGACAAAUAUCGCCGGAACAACCCCGGAUGAUGACGAUGAACGGACACCUGAUUUUUCAGACGGGCACUAACCACAACAUCACGUUCAGAUCCACGGGCGGGGGAUAUGUAAACAUAGACGGCGAGAACGUCCAACAGUUAGCCACAUUGGUCAGGAGCAACAAAGCGGACAUAGACCAUAUGAAGACGUCACCCACCGUGGCGCCCAGUAACCUGGAGACGAGGGUGGCCAAUGUAGAACAGCGCCUCAAUAACCUGCAGCCGACGGGGGAGGUCCAGAACCAGCUGACCACGCUUAGCAACCGUGUCAACACCCUGGAGAUCAAUGUGCCCAGUAACUUGCUUGUAAGACUGACGCAGAUAGAACAGCGCCUGGAUUCCAUAACUUCAUCGGGCGACCUUCAAACGACCUUGAAUGAUAUCAGGUCAAGGUUAACCACAUUAGAAAAUAAUGAUAGAACGAGUAACAGACGCAAUCGGAAUCAAAAUAGAGCUAUACGAAGAGUCAGGAAUAGGGUUUCCGAUUUGGAAGAAAACGUACAGUCUCUACAACAGCUGCUGACACAGAAUGAAUGCAACUCGAACCCGUGUAGGAACGGAGGCACGUGCGUGGACAGGUACAACGGAUUCUUCUGCCAGUGUCCUCCGGCGUGGAAGGGCGCAUUCUGUGACGUGGACGUCAAUGAGUGCAGUGAGUACGCGGGGACUGACCUGGGUUGUCAGAACGGGGCCACGUGCGUCAACACCCCGGGGAGCUUCACGUGUCAGUGCGCGGCUAACUGGUACGGGAUCAGGUGCUCCGAGCGUCACGACGAUUGCAGCCAGGCGUCACAUCAGGAACUCUGUGGACACGGCACGUGCGUCAACUCAGACCGCGUCACGCCGGGACAGCCCAAGUACACGUGUAUCUGUGAGGACGGCUGGACGACCAGUGGUUCCAGUCCCAUGUGUGUAGUGGACCGUGACGAAUGCUCGGAGCCCGGUCCUCGCUGUUCAGCUGACCCCAGCGUCCCAUGUAUCAACCUGCCGGGGUCAUUCACCUGUGGCCAGUGUCCAGCAGGUUUUUCUGGUAAUGGAUUUUCCUGUGUCGAUAUCAACGAAUGUGAAAUAAACAAUGGCGGUUGUUCUGUCAAUCCGAGAGUGGACUGUACCAACACGAGGGGGUCAAGAACCUGUGGACCAUGUCCACCCGGUUACCAAGGAAAUGGCGUGACGUGUACGUGGGUAGGACUGUGCAAUAUAAACAAUGGAGGGUGUCAUUCAUUGGCUACAUGCCAGGAAUCUCCAGGUAUACAGGGUGUGGUCUGUAGCUGUCCCGCGGGGUACGUGGGUAAUGGACAAGGUUCUAACGGCUGUGUGACCCAGGGUGUGACGGAUGGACCAUGUGCCAGCAAUCCCUGCAGGAACGGCGCGCUCUGUCAGAACUCAGGGUCUACAUACAGCUGUGUUUGUCAGCCGGGCUACGAGGGGAACCAGUGUCAGACCAAUACCAACGAGUGUGCAAGCAACCCGUGCCAGAAUGGAGGCACGUGCACUGACCGGGUCAAUGGAUACACAUGCGCGUGCACAAGUUCUUACACCGGAAAUAACUGUGAAGAAGAGACGCAAUCGUGCGGUGGUGUGCUGACUCAGGAGACAGGAACCUUAACCUACCCCACACAGACGGGUGCCACCUACCCCCACGGGGUCAGCUGUUCCUGGAGAAUCGUCUCCACCCCCGGGAAGAUUAUCUCUGUGACCUUCACCUCCUUCAGCGUUGAGAACCACCCUGGCUGUGCCUACGACUACCUCCAGGUUCACGACGGUCCCAGCGCCACCGCCCACAAGAUCGGGACGUACUGUGGCUACACCCUCCCCCCGCCCAUCAACACCACCCAGCAUCAGAUGUACAUCUGGUUCUACAGCGACCAGUCCAUUUCUUCAGACGGAUUCUCACUCAACUGGAUUUCCGCUGAUCCAGUCUGUGGCGGACUGUUAAACCAGGGUGACCAUGGGACCCUGUCCAGUCCCGGCUACCCCGGGAACUACCCCCACAACCGAGACUGCGCCUGGACCGUGAUGGUGUCCCCGGGGAUGAACAUCAUGUUCACGUUCGCCGUGAUGGCCCUGGAGCACCAUGACAACUGUAGCUAUGACUACGUAGAGAUCCGAGAUGGUUUAGACGAAAAUGCGCCGUUAUUACAAAAGUACUGUAGCACGCAGUCUCCGGUCCCUAUCACGACCACCAACCCGUACGCCCACAUCCGGUUCCACUCUGAUGCCUCACUGUCAGAUCAAGGCUUCCUCAUUACGUACGCCGCGGUGUCCGCUGGACCUCAAUGUGGCGGACAGUAUACGUCAUCAGAGGGAGUGGUGAUAUCACCAGGGUUCCCGUCGCCGUAUACGCACGAGAGUGAGUGUGUGUGGACAAUCACAGUCCCAGCGGGUGAUACCAUCACUCUAACCUUCACAACCAUUGAUAUCGAGUUCGAAUCCACUUGCAACUAUGAUUUUGUUGAGGUACGUGACGGCCCCAAUGAGAUGUCACCCCUGUUUAACAAGUUCUGCGGGUCCACCCUCCCCUCACCGCUCACCUCCACAGGGAACACCAUGUUCAUCCGGUUCUCCUCGGACCACUCCCAGACCGGGCAGGGAUUCAGGGCCACCUGGACCACAGCUUGUGGAGGGACGUACUCGGAGCCCGAGGGGUCGUUCAGCUCGCCGUCCUACCCUAACGCCUACCCCGCCAACAAGGAGUGUGUUUACACCAUCAACCAGUCCCCGGGGUCGGUCGUCACCCUCAGCUUCACCGCCUUCGACUUGGAGGGAUCCACUAACUGUAUCUACGACUAUCUCACGGUUUAUGACGGCGGCAGCGUUCAGUCCCCACUGCUGGGUCGAUUCUGUGGGGCCCAGAUCCCGGCCCCCGUCUCCUCCACUCAGAACAUGAUGACGGUCAAGUUCGUGACGGACGGGUCCCAGCAUAACACUGGCUUCAUGGCCUCCUACACAUCGUCCUCGGCAGGUUGUGGUGGGACGCUGUCUGAGCCCACGGGGACUGUAACCAGUCCCGGCCAUCCCAACAUCUACCCCCACGGAGUCAACUGUUCCUGGACGAUGCAGGCCAGCCCCGGGCUGGUGGUCCGACUGACCUUCCACACCUUCAGUAUAGAGAGUAACGCAAACUGUCGCUAUGACUACGUGGAGCUGUAUGAUAACUACACAGCCAGUUCUAACAGCCUCCUGGGGAGGUACUGCGGCGCCUCUCUGCCCCCCUCUAUAACAUCCUCCACGAACUUCAUGACCGUGGUGUUCGUGUCGGACGAGAGUAUCGCGCAUGAAGGAUUCUCCGCUGGUUACGUCACACUUAAUGCCUCCACAAUCUGCGGCGCAGAGUUAACCGACUCCACGGGAGUCAUCACCAGCCCGAACUACCCCAAUAACUACCCCCACGAGAGGGAGUGUGUGUGGACCAUCACCGCACAGGACGGCAACCAGAUCCUGCUGAACGUGACCGACUUCCGGCUGGAGAGUCACGCCAGCUGUGCUUACGACUUCCUGGAGAUCAGGAACGGCGGGUUUCCGAGUUCUCCGUUAGUGAACACGUAUUGUGGUACAACUAUAGACACCACCAUAAGGUCACACAGCAACAGGAUGUACAUCCGGUUCAAGUCGGACGCCUCCCAGUCGGCAAGAGGGUUCAGGAUCUCCUACGACACAACGGCUACAGGCUGUGGAGCUGACCUGACUAACCCCACCGGAAGUUUCGUGUCCCCUAACUACCCUAACCAGUACUCCCACAAUGCCGAGUGUUUCUGGACCAUCACCAUCUCCCGGGGCAGCAGGAUCCAUCUGACCUUUGUGGACUUUAACUUUGAGAACCACGUGAACUGUCUUUACGACUACGUAGAGAUCCGCGAUGGUUCUGCGACUGGCGCCCUACUCGCCCGUUACUGUGGUAGUCAAGUGCCUGACAUCAUCGAUUCCCUUAGCAACAAACUGUGGAUAAAAUUCAGAUCGGACAUGUCUGUAUCCGGCAGAGGAUUUCAUGCUUUUUACACCAGCAUUUGUGACACGGUCUUGACUGACUACAGUGGCGUCAUAGAGAGCCCGAACUUCCCAAACCCCUACCCCCACAACCGGAACUGUACCUGGGUCAUCCAGGCGACCCUGGGAAACACCCUCAACGUCUCGUUUUCACAUUUCCAGGUGGAGACACACACUUCGUGUAAUUACGACCAUUUACAGGUGCGCGACGGUAACUUACCUACCUCCCCUGAGAUCGGGACCUACUGCGGCAAUAACAUCCCCCCUGCCAUCUCCUCCUCCUCGGAGUACCUAUGGCUGAACUUCAUCUCCGAUUUUUCCGUCGCCAGCAAUGGAUUCAGACUAGAGUACAUCACCAAUGGUUGUGGUGGAUACUUCACCCAGAGCACCAAUGAUUUCACAAGUCCCAACUAUCCGAACCCCUACCCCCACAGACGGGUUUGUGUAUGGAGGAUAGAGGUGGCCACGGGACAGGCCAUCCAGCUGACCAUAAAAGACUUUGAUUUGGAGACCCAUUCUGAUUGCCGAUUUGACGUUUUAGAGGUGUACGCUGGUCGUGAUAUGUCGGCACCAAGAUUGGUCCAGCUUUGUCACAAGCAGACGUCAGAGCAGGUUUUGACGACCACCGGAAAUCUCAUGUACGUCAUUUUCCGUAGUGACGUCAGCAUUAACGGGAAAGGUUUCAGUGCUUCCUACAAAUCCAUUGUCGGAGGAUGUGGCGGAAAUUUCAGUACCCCGACAGGGACGCUGAUGUCGAAGAACUUCCCCGAGAACUACCCCCACAACACAGACUGUGAGUGGCUGAUCUCCGUGGAGGCGUCCAAGAGGGUGGUGCUGACCUUCCAGGACUUUGACGUGGAGAGCUCCACCAACUGUACCUACGACUACGUGGCCGUUUACGAUGGGACGAAUGCUAACUCUACAGAGUUGAUGAGGCACUGCGGAAACUCUCUGCCUUCGCCCAGUAUAUACAGGAGCAGCGGUCAGUAUAUGUACGUCAAGAUGAGGUCCGAUGUCUCGCUCUCUGGACGAGGGUUCAAAGCCCAGUAUGUCACCGGUUGUGGUGGAAUUCUGAAUGGGGAAGAUGACGGCGUGAUUACGUCACCGAACUAUCCCAACUCCUACGAUAUGAUGAGCAACUGUAGUUGGUUGAUCAGGGCUGAUCACUCGGAUGACCGGAUCACCUUGACCUUUACACACAUGGACAUAGAGGAGUUUUCGGACUGUGGAAAAGACUACAUUCGGGUGUUGAAUGGCGACGACCUUAACGCACCGGAAGUCGGGACAUACUGUGGAAGGACGAUUCCGACCCCCAUUACAUCGUCAGGGUCCGCCCUGAUGAUCCAGUUUGUAUCAGACCGGUCGGUGCAGAUGUCGGGAUUCAGAGCUCUGUACACAAAAUCCAUGUCUAGUUGUGGUGCUGAAAUCACAGCACAGAGCGGCUACAUAGCUACCCCUGGCUAUCCCAAUGAGUACCCCCACAGCACGGAGUGUGUCUGGACAAUCCGGGUCACGCCUGGAAACAGAGUUGGCAUCUCAUUCCAAACGUUCAACCUGAUGAACCACCCGUCCUGUAACUAUGACUACGUGGAGCUCCGGGAGGGUGACGUUCACGGUCGACUGAUCGGGCGGUACUGCGGCACGAGGUUCCCCGGAAACCUGACGGCGGCCAACGGACUCUGGAUCAAGUUCCGGUCUGAUGAGUACGGUUCGGGGACCGGGUUUUUGGCGGAAUUCAAUACAAUGUACGGGGGAGACCUUACCGGUAGCUCUGGACAGGUUGCUUCCCCUAACUACCCUAACCAGUACCCACACAAUGUGAACUACGUGUGGACGAUCACCGUGGACAUCGGUAUGAGGAUCAGGGUCACCGUCAACGCCCUCGAUAUUGAAUCGGUCGCUAACUGCUACUUUGACUAUCUUAGGUUUUUGGAUGGUCCUGACGCUGACGGGGCGGAGAUCGGGAAGUUCUGCGGGACAACCACCCCUCCCCCAUUCCUCAGCCCGGGUAACGUUAUCAGGGUCGAGUUUCACUCCGACUUCUCAAGUUCCGGUCAGGGAUUCAUGUUUCAGUGGGCGGCAACCAGUGAUCAGAUACCUUCCACCACGCCUUCCCCUGGAACCACUACUCCCGUCCCAGGAUGUGGAGGAAAUCUUGGUGCCAGUAACCAGGACAACGUGUUCACAUCCCCGGGGUAUCCCAGUGGUUACUCCAAUAACUUGAACUGUCUGUGGAUGAUUACCACGCUGCCCGGGAACCGUGUGUGGCUCAAUAUCUCCACCCUAGAUCUGGAGGGACACUUCACGUGCUCCUUCGAUAGCAUUACCGUAUACGACAACGCCUUUGGGACGGGGCGAGUUCUGGGUCGGUUCUGUGGCCGAGAGGGAAACCCAGCUCCCCUCCUGUCUUCCACCAACUACAUGUCCGUCAGGUUCCAAACCGACGCAUCGGUCAACGCGACAGGAUUCAGCAUCAACUACCGACAAGCCUGUGGAGGUCGCAUGGACAUGAGUCAGGGGGUCAUAGCUAGCCCCAAUUAUCCCAGCCCGUAUCCAGGCAACCAGAACUGUGAAUGGGUGGUGCAGGUAACCACGGGUCGGACCAUAGAGGUGGCGUUUAACAGCUCAUUCAAUGUGGUGGGCUCUGUGGGAGGAUGUGAUGGCGACUAUGUUAUGCUGCUGAAUGGAGACAAUGCUAAUGCGCCGCCAGUGGGCACCAGUACAAACGGUCGUUACUGUGGAAACCAGAGCCCUGCUACCAUGGAAACCGGUAGUAAUAGACUGUACGUGAAGUUUGUGUCCGACGGCGCAGGCUCAGCGGUCGGUUUCCGGUUGACGUUCCGUGAAGUUCACGUGCAGUGUGGCGAGAGUAUAAGGCUUACUCACGACGUUCCCCAGGCAUACAUCAUGUCGCCCAACUACCCUGCAGCCUACCCUCACAACGUGGACUGCGUGUGGACCAUACUGGUACCUGCCACAGAGACCGUGCAGGUGGAGUUUGACGAAAACUUCAACAUCGAAACUCAUCAAAACUGUAAUUUUGAUUACAUUGAGUUCCGGGACGGAGGGACCGAGAACUCUGAUCUGAUUGGUCGAUAUUGUGGGACGUCACGGCCCAGCACGGUCAAGUCAACAGACAACGUGAUGUACGCUCGCUUCCGGACCGACAAUAGCGUGCCCCGGGCGGGGUUCAAGGCCCUGGUUCACAUAGCCCGCUGUGGAGGUACUUAUAUAGGCCAGAGCGGCAUGAUCGCAUCUCCAAACUUCCCAAGUAACUAUGGAAAUAAUGAAAAUUGUGAGUGGAACCUUAGGGGUCCAACAGGUCAUUUCCUGACCUUGACUUUCCUAACCUUUAACCUUGAAUCCAGUUCAAGUUGCAACUCGGCGGAUUACCUGGAAAUCAGAGAUGUCAACUCAACAGGCCCAGUUUUGAUGACGAGGUGUGGUAGUCAGGUCCCGCAGCCCAUUCUAACGUCAGACAGUUACGCUCACGUUAAGUUUGUUUCAAAUAACGCUAACACUUUCCCCGGCUUCCAAAUCAAGUUUGAGGCUAGCGUUGAAGAAUGCGGUGGAGAGUUCACCACCAGUACCGGGGCUUUCACCUCCCCCAACUUCCCCGGACAGUACGCCCACAACCGUCUGUGUACCUGGUUGAUUCGUGUCCCCGCGGGCAGGAGGGUGUCCUUGAUGUUUAAUGCUCUCAAUAUUGAGGAUCACUCGCGCUGUGUGUACGAUUACGUGGCGGUAUACAACGGCAUACUGAGUGACUCGCCGAUUAUCGGGCGUUACUGUGGCGACACGCCGCCGCCUGUGGUGGAGUCUAGCGGUAACACCAUGAAGGUGGUGUUCUGGACAGACGGGUCGGUCAGUAAUGGAGGAUUUAGUGCUCGCUACACCUCGCCCAACGAACAGAAAUGUGGUGGUGUGCUGACUCGUCCCAUUGGAAACGUGACGUCACCUGGAUACGCCGUUGGUAACUAUACCAAUAACGAACAGUGCCUCUGGCUCUUCAGAAACCAGAACCAAACCAGUUCCUCAAUUUUCAUCGUAUUUAACAACCUUCGACUCGAAAAUCACGCCCGGUGCCUUUUCGACUUUUUGGAAAUCAAAGAAGGUAGCACAGAGAAUGGAGAGUUAAUAGGCAGGUAUUGUGGGAAUACCACACUUCCGGAUCCGAUAAUUUCGCCGUCAGCAAAUUUGUGGAUGCGAUUCCGCACGGACGUGUCUAUUGUAGACAGGGGGUUCGCUCUCACCUAUGCCUACACAGAUUGCGGAGGAGUUCUAACAGAAGAUAAUGGAGAAAUAUUGAGUCCAAACUUCCCAAAUAAUUAUAAUCACAGUGACGCAUGCGCGUGGCUUAUAUUAGCGCCAGAGGGGGCGAAAAUCCAGGUGACAUUUAAGAACUUUUCUCUGGAGAACCACCCUCGGUGUAAUUUUGAUUACGUAGACAUAUUGAACGGUCGUAUGGUCAGCUCGCCAUCUAUCGGUAAAAAGUGCGGCGCCACCGUACCGCAGCCCUUCACCUCCCAGAGUAACGGGAUCCGAAUCAUCUUCAAGACUGACUUCAGUGUGGCGGCCAAUGGCUUCAGGAUACAGUAUCAGUUCGUCACCGACGGAUGUGGAGGUCUGUUCCACGACGAAUCGGGUCUGAUCUCCAGUCCCAACUACCCCAGCAGCUACCCCCACAAUACGGAGUGUGUUUGGGACAUCAACGUACAGGAGGGCUAUCACGUGGUACUCAACUUUAUCCCGCCAUUCGACAUGGAGGCACACGGAGCCUGUGGAUAUGAUUACGUUGAGGUAGACGACGCUUUGAGGAACGGAACACUUGUUAAUCUGGGACGGUGGUGCAGCAAUCAGACCCCACCACCACAAAAAUCUACCUCCAGUCAAAUGGUAGUCAAGUUCCGGUCCGAUCCCGCCAUCAAUGGCAAUGGUUUUGCCGCCAACUGGACCUCUGGUUGUGGUGCGAUAUUCACAGAAGACUCGGGUGACUUUGUGUCACCAGGUUAUCCGAAUCAAUAUGGCCACAACUUGAUGUGUAACUACACGAUCCUUGCCCAUCCCGGACGAUUUAUCGUGUUCGAUUUCUCCCGCGCUAACUUCCACCUGGAAGGUGGAGUCGGAUGUCCUUACGAUUACGUUCAGAUAUAUGCUGGCAACGAUACGACCGGAAGGUCUCUGGGAAAAUUCUGUGGAACGGAUGCUCCGGAUCCCGUAAGUUCUAGCGGAAGUAUGUUCAUCCAGUUUGUGACGGAUAGAAACCAGGCGUUUUCCGGAUUCAGAGCGCAGUAUCGCGUGACAGAUUGUGGCGGUACCUACACGGAGCCAUACGGCACCAUCCGGACACCAACCUACCCCACCCCUUACCAUAACGAGGCUAACUGUACAUGGCUGAUCACAGUGGCAGAAAACAGGGUGGUGGAUCUCAAAUUCUCGUCGUUUGAGGUGGAGGCCCACCCGUCCUGUGGGUACGACUACGUGGAGGUCCGUGACGGUGACAGCCUCUCCUCUCCCCUGAUGGGCCGGUUCUGUGGGCGCUCAGUUCCUGAUCUCCUGAGGAGUACCGGAAAUUCCAUGGUGGUAAAUUUUGUCACUGACCCCACAGUGGUACAGGGUGGAUUCAGUGCCGGCUACUGGACGGCGUACGGUGAGAGACAGGGUUGCGGUGGUGUAUUGAAUUCGACAUCGGGGCGUUUCGGUUCCGUGGACAUGGACAGAGAUGGGGUCUAUGAGCCUCAGAAUUGUAAAUGGACGAUCAUUGUCGGGGACAAUAAAGUCGUUCAGCUCCAGUUUGAGGGCUUUGACCUGGAGGACCAUUUUAACUGUCGAUACGAUUAUGUAGCGGUGCAUGACGGGAUGAGUGAGGACGACCCGCUGAUUGGACGGUACUGUGGGACACAGGUGCCCGCCCCCAUCACGUCGACCUCUAACGUUCUGUAUGUCAGGUUCGUGGCGGACUACACGGUCCACAAGGCCGGCUUCAAUGCGACGUACCAACAGCAGGACGCGCUGUGUGGAGGGGCGUUUUCGGCCUCUGACAGCCCCCAAACCAUCAGCUCUCCCUCUUACCCACGGCCGGUGGGUCAAGACCUACGGUGCCGCUGGACCAUCGACUCAGGGGAUAGCAACCAACAGAUCCGGGUCUCAUUUACUGGUCUCAACCUCAUCAGUGACAACAACUGUUCUAUGGAAUACAUAGAACUCAGAGACUCGCCUCUGGGUUGGACUGGGCGUUCACACCUGUACUGUGGUACAAGUCUGCCGCCACCUUUUGACUCUGCGGGACGGACGCUACAGAUAAACUACAUGGUAACCUCUAGCUCCGGGAGCCAGGGGUUCUCACUCAGAUAUCAGAUAGCUAAUUGCAACAGGACCUACACCGGGACCGGGGGUAAAAUCUUCAGCCCAGGGUGGCCAGGCAACUACCCAAGAAACGCCUACUGUGAAAUGUCCAUCUCCGCCCCCGCCGGAACCUACGUCACACUCUAUUUCAAUUCUUUCUACAUCGAGCCCCACUCUACCUGUAGAUAUGACUAUUUGGAGAUACGUAAUGGAUCCACUUCCUCCUCUCCGCUCAUUAAUCAGCUUUGUGGGAACACGAUACCGAACCCGAUCUUUGCCACCGGGAAUACACUGUGGAUGAAUCUGGUGACCGAUUCCUCGAUAGUCCAUCCGGGUUACGACAUCACGUGGACAGCCUCUACUUCAGGUAUGGGGUGUGGCGGUGAUAUCGUUGGAAUAAACGGGAGUAUCACCAGUCCGAACUACCCCGGCAACUACACUGAGCGACACAGCUGUCGCUGGCUCAUCACUGCGCCUGCGCGUCGGGUCAUCACUGCAUAUGUCGUUAAUAUCAAUAUCUUAGGAAGCCCAGACUGUAACCGUGCAUAUGUAGAAAUUCAUAAUGGCUACUUGGAUUCGUCACCUUCGUUUGGACGAUACUGUGGAAACGAACAACCACCACCUCUCAGGGCUUCCGGUAACAAGGUUCUCAUCAAAUUCGUCACCGAUGGAUUUCACACUGCGCCUGGAUUCCGACUUUUGUACACAAGUUGAUGAGGACUAUGUAGCUCCUAGACACAAACUAACUCUAUUGUAUAUUCCGCGGCAUCUGUCACUUGAACAAGGUUCGAUGAGUGUAACCGCUAUAUACUUCAUUCAACAAUGUCACCGUGUCAUACCUGAAGACUAUCCGUUAUGUUUCUGAAAACACGUUUUUGUUUUACAUUUACGAGUACACACUGUGAUUAUAACAUUCUUUAUUCAUUUUACAUCAAACAUAAAUAAAAAGUGCUAUUGCUACUUAA
Magallana angulata is the source of this 11448-nucleotide messenger RNA. RefSeq names its product cubilin-like. Lineage: Eukaryota; Metazoa; Mollusca; Bivalvia; Ostreida; Ostreidae. The transcript has 67 exons. Gene Ontology annotation, molecular function: calcium ion binding. The record is from RefSeq and is a predicted model, not a curated record. The coding region runs from base 26 to 11197 and encodes 3723 amino acids.